CUUGUUCGUGUAACAGCAGCUGAUCCUGUGGCUUCUGCUUCAGACAACAUAUGAGGAAUGCACCCAUAGCACACACUGAAACACACAGAAACACACACUGAAACACACACUCUAGUGCACACUAGUGUGUACACACUAGCUACCCUCCUCUCCCUCUCACUCCCUCACUCGCUUCAACUCUCUGGCUCUCUCCUUCUCUCUCUCUCUCACUCCCUCACUCGCUUCAACUGUCUGGCUCUCUCCUUCUCUCUCUCUCUCACUCCCUCACUCGCUUCAACUCUCUGGCUCUCUCAUUCUGUCUCUCUCUCACUCCCUCACUCGCUUCAACUCUCUAGCUCUCUCCUUCACUCUCUCACUCACACUCUCGCUGAGCUCGAACUGCUUGGAUACAGUGCAGAGGACUUGGGGAGAGUGCUCUUUUCUUCUUCUGCGUUUCCUUCCCUCCUCUCUCCCUCGUGAGCUGUUGAUUUAGAUCAAUUCAUUGGGAUGAGGAUGCGUUUGUGUUAAGCUGCAACAAAGGAAGAGUGCACAAGAAGCAACAGGGGAGUAAUUGACUGCACGGAGAAACAGGAGACCUCCCCUCCUUUACAGGCUCAACAAGGGUGUCCGGUUGGACAACAGCAGCCAUGUGAUCGGGGGUGGCAGAGAGCAAAGAAUGUCCAGGAGGUUCAGCUAAAGCAGCCCUGCAGUGAGAAUCUCCCCCUCUGGCGCCUGUUUUCAUGAGGACCCGAAGAUGACUGUCACCAGCCGGCAGUCCUUGAAUGUCCUGACAGUCAUCUUUCUCCUGCUGUCCACUGCAGCUCUAUCAGCUCAUUUCAGAGUGUGUGAACCAUACUCCGACCACAAGGGGCGCUAUCACUUUGGUUUCCACUGCCCUCGCCUUUCUGACAACAAGACCUACAUGUUCUGCUGUCACCACAACAACACAGCCUUCAAGUACUGCUGCAACGAGACUGAGUUCCAGACGGUCAUGCAGGUCAACCUGACUACCGCCACAGACGGCUUCAAACACAAUAACUAUACAGCCCUGGUAGGAGUGUGGAUCUAUGGCUUCUUCGUCAUGGUGCUGCUAGCCUUGGACUUCCUCUACUACUCGGCCAUGAACUAUGAGCUGUGCAGAGUAUACCUGGAGAAGUGGGGUCUGGGUGGGCGCUGGCUGAAGAAAGCCAGGAGCCAGUGGCACCAGCCAGUCCCAGGAGAGGAGACUGAGACCCAAGCACAGACCCAGGGUCACCCCAUGGCCCUCAGCCACCAGCACCCCAGACACAGCCUCAGAGGAGAGGACCAGAGCCCCACGAACCCUAGCACGCCCCCACCGUCUGACUGAAGCUGCGAGAGGAUGAAUGGAUAGAGCAGCGAUGCUGAGCAGAGCACGCCGCAGAAGAUAGCACGGCUCCGACACCUGUCUCUGUCUGGCUGGAUUAUUUACACAGUAACAUACCACAGGGUGGCUGUCCCUGCCGGAGCUAGCAGUUAGCUAGCAGGAGCUGCUCACCUCCAUUCCUCUAAACACCUCCACCACUGAACCAGCAGAACCAGGCCAAAGGUCAACACUAGACUACUAUGAAAGGUCCUGGCGAAUGGAGCUGCUGCUACCCAAACACUGUUAAGGAACAGGUCACAGGCACUGAAAGUGAUCAUGAAGAACCCCUGCAUGGGCUGGGGCUGUUCUAAGAGGACGCCAAUGGAAACUGAAACCGCAACUGAACAACUGAACAAGGGGGGCUUUGUUUAAUGUGUGUGUUUGAGUGUUGACUGUACUUUGUUGCUGUGUGGGGUUAAAUUCAGUAGUAGUCAGAAGAGGUAGUGGGUGUAUCUCUUGGUGAUUUAUUUAAUGUAGACUAGUCAGGGACUUUUUACGAGUGGUAGACAUUCUACACAAUUCACCAUGAUGCUUAGCAUCUCUUUGGAGCUAAAAUUAGGACAUAGACUGGCUCAAUCGCUGAGGAUAGAUUUAAUGGGACGGUGAAGUCUAUGGAACAGACAUACACUGCUCAAAAAAAUAAAGGGAACACUUAAACAACACAAUGUAACUCCAAGUCAAUCACACUUCUGUGAAAUCAGACUGUCCACUUAGGAAGCAACACUGAUUGACAAUAAAUUUCACAUGCUGUUGUGCAAAUGGAAUAGACAAAAGGUGGAAAUUAUAGGCAAUUAACAAGACACCCCCAAAAAAGGAGUGAUUCUGCAGGUGGUGAUCACAGACCACUUCUCAGUUCCUAUGCUUCCUGCCUGAUGUUUUGGUCACUUUUGAAUGCUGGCGGUGCUCUCACUCUAGUGGUAGCAUGAGACGGAGUCUACAACCCACACAAGUGGCUCAGGUAGAGCAGUUCAUCCAGGAUGGCACAUCAAUGCGAGCUGUGGCAAAAAGGUUUGCUGUGUCUGUCAGCGUAGUGUCCAGAGCAUGGAGGCGCUACCAGGAGACAGGCCAGUACAUCAGGAGACGUGGAGGAGGCCGUAGGAGGGCAACAACCCAGCAGCAGGAC
Messenger RNA from Salvelinus fontinalis (brook trout), 2486 nucleotides. It is a transcript of the gene shisal1b, whose product is annotated as shisa like 1b. The record is from RefSeq and is a predicted model, not a curated record. The coding region runs from base 734 to 1327 and encodes 197 amino acids. Lineage: Eukaryota; Metazoa; Chordata; Actinopteri; Salmoniformes; Salmonidae. The transcript is spliced from 5 exons.